AUACAAAACACUCAAAGCUGAAAGUAUAGAAACAACUGCACCAGAAGACCUCGUUAUAUUAGAGUAUCCUAUCCAAAUCGACGCUAUGAAGUCUUUCGCUUUGGUUAUACUUUGGUUAGCUUUGCAAUUGCUUGGCGUUGCUCGUUCGAAUGAAGAACUCGAUCUUGAUUCUUCUAAGUAUGAAGAUGAUGUUCAAGUCUCCAAGAGAUCAGUUCUGCAGUUUUAUACCAUGAUUCGCAGUCAAACUGGACGAGACCCUAAAGAUUACAUGGGGUACGGCUGCUGGUGCGGCUAUGGCGGCAAAGGACGACCAGUCGACGAAGUUGAUAGAUGCUGUCAACAACACGACUGGUGCUACAAUAGACUCUAUAAAACAAGGAGAAUCUGUGGCCGCUAUGAGAUCUAUCAUAAGAAUUACUACUACUCUGGAUUAAAGUGUUACAAAGGUUGGUUGUCAAGUCGUUGUGGACGGUCACUCUGUGCUUGUGAUGUCGCCGCUGUCAAGUGCUUCAAACGAAAUCGUUUUAAUAACCGCUACAAGGACUGGAAUAAGAAAUCCUGCUAAACACGUAAUGAUGAUACACACACGUACCUAAAUUUAAUAUUAUAGACCAUUCGCACUGAUGGAUCACGUGACAGAUUGCUUGUAAACCAAGCAGUCGUGUUAAAAUAAUCCCCUUUGGGUAAGAGUGUCCUCAAUAUAACAAAGAAAAUAAACGAAAACGCAGUCUUCAUCGCUA
Molecule: messenger RNA, 740 nt
Organism: Actinia tenebrosa (Australian red waratah sea anemone)
Lineage: Eukaryota; Metazoa; Cnidaria; Anthozoa; Actiniaria; Actiniidae
Product: phospholipase A2 A2-actitoxin-Cgg2a
Biological process (GO): arachidonate secretion; lipid catabolic process; phospholipid metabolic process
Molecular function (GO): calcium ion binding; phospholipid binding
Source: RefSeq, a predicted model, not a curated record